CUACCGGAGCGCUGCAGGGCCGCCGGCAUGAACCCCGCGCAGGGCACGGUGGGCAGCGACCCGGUCAUCCUGGCCACGGCCGGCUACGACCACACGGUGCGCUUCUGGCAGGCGCACAGCGGCAUCUGCACGCGCACCGUCCAGCACCAGGACUCCCAGGUCAACGCCCUGGAGAUCACGCCGGACCGCACCAUGGUGGCCGCGGCAGGUUACCAGCACAUCCGUAUGUAUGACCUGAACUCCAAUAACCCCAACCCGGUGAUCAACUACGAUGGGGUGAGCAAGAACAUCACCUCGGUUGGCUUCCAUGAAGAUGGACGGUGGAUGUACACGGGGGGCGAAGACUGCAUGGCUCGCAUCUGGGACCUCCGGUCACGCAAUCUUCAGUGCCAGCGCAUUUUCCAGGUGAAUGCGCCCAUCAACUGCGUCUGCUUGCAUCCCAAUCAGGCUGAGCUCAUUGUCGGAGACCAGAGUGGCGCUAUCCACAUCUGGGACCUGAAAACGGACCACAAUGAGCAGCUCAUUCCAGAGCCAGAGGUCUCGGUCAACGCGGUACAUAUUGAUCCAGAUGCCAGCUACAUGGCUGCGGUCAACAGUUCGGGCAACUGUUACGUCUGGAAUCUCACGGGGGGCAUUGGAGAUGAGGUCACCCAGCUCAUUCCUAAGACCAAGAUCCCUGCGCACAACCGCUAUGCACUCCAGUGCAAAUUCAGCCCGGACUCCACGCUUUUGGCCACUUGCUCUGCUGACCAGACGUGCAAAAUAUGGAGGACCUCCAACUUCUCGCUGAUGACGGAGCUGAGCAUCAAGAGCAACAACCCCGGGGAGACUUCCCGUGGCUGGAUGUGGGACUGUGCCUUUUCGGGGGAUUCUCAGUACAUUGUCACAGCCUCGUCAGACAACUUGGCCAGGCUCUGGUGUGUGGAGACGGGGGAGAUCAAGAGAGAAUACAGCGGGCAUCAGAAGGCGGUUGUCUGCCUGGCUUUCAACGACAGCGUCUUGGGCUGAGGAGCAAGCUGGGACGGCACCUCUUCACCCGCCGGGCUGCCUUCUGGACAAAGGAAAGGAUUCCUGCUGGGCCCCAUUAGCCACUGUUUCUUUCUGCCGAGGGAGUGGAGCUGGCUGAACUCGGCUGAGGCUGCACUCCCUGCCCUUUGGUUUAGUUAGCAAGUGUGGCUGGGGCCCCUUGUGCUCCCCAUUUGUAGCACCUUCUUAAAACCAGCAUGGAGCUGGCAGAGAAGGCUUUGAAGCAGGGCGAUGACGGGUAUCCUACUCUUGGCUGCCUCUAGGAAGAGCCUCUUGUGCCCUGAGUCUGGGGUAAGCUGGAUCUCCUUCCUGAGCCCCUUUUUCUGCCCCCCUCCCCCAACCUUUCCCCCCAGGCUUCAUUUGAGAGCGGGCACUGACUCCAGAGUAAUUAUGGGCUCUGCCUGCUAACCAGCAUGGUGGCAAAGGGAGAAAGGUUGCCAUUGAAGAGGGUGCCCUUCCCCUUGCAGGAGGGACAGGCUUCAGUCUGGUCCUCCGUUCCCCAGGCAGCCCUGCUGGGUCAUCUGGCUUAGAAGAAGGAGGGAAGGGGAAGCCUCCUUGUCAGCCAAGAUGGCCGACUUCUCUCUCUAACCGAACAUGCUCACAUCCCAAAUCAAAGAGUACCAUACAUGAUGGGUGUUUUUUUUUUUAAAAAGGUUUUCUUUCACAUAAUGUUUGUAUGGAUCUGACCUUCACCAUUAAGCUACUUCUAUCAGAAACAAUUAUUUACAGGUUACAGUUGAAAGCGACAAACUUCGUAAAUGUAUGUAUAUAUGUAUAUGUAUAUAUAUACAUAUAUAUAUAUCUCAAGAUGA
Messenger RNA from Thamnophis sirtalis, 1838 nucleotides. It is a transcript of the gene MLST8, whose product is annotated as MTOR associated protein MLST8. Gene Ontology annotation, biological process: regulation of actin cytoskeleton organization; TOR signaling. Gene Ontology annotation, molecular function: protein binding. NCBI's taxonomy places the organism in Eukaryota, Metazoa, Chordata, Lepidosauria, Squamata, Natricidae. Gene Ontology annotation, cellular component: TORC1 complex; TORC2 complex. The record is from RefSeq and is a predicted model, not a curated record.